Molecule: messenger RNA, 246 nt
Organism: Pseudocercospora fijiensis CIRAD86
Lineage: Eukaryota; Fungi; Ascomycota; Dothideomycetes; Mycosphaerellales; Mycosphaerellaceae
Exons: 2
Source: RefSeq, a predicted model, not a curated record
UUCGCAACGCCAGAAUGCGUAUACUUUGAAGUCUUUAAAGAUCCAGAAAAUCCAGGCACACUUUCCUGGGUUGAGAAUUGGAACGCCAGUGUAGAAUGGUUUAUGAAAACACAUCUCGCAAAGGAGUAUUACAAGCCGUAUCUCGAGGCCACGAUGCCGAUGAUGAUCAAGGAGCGGGAAUUCAAGAUCUCGAAGCGCAUGGGUCCGGAAUUGGUUGCGAGCAAGCCGGAGAGUCUCUUGGAGUGA